Rhipicephalus sanguineus (brown dog tick) is the source of this 1482-nucleotide messenger RNA. RefSeq lists its product as uncharacterized. Gene Ontology annotation, biological process: DNA integration. Bases 1 to 1482 code for a protein of 493 amino acids. The transcript is spliced from 2 exons. Lineage: Eukaryota; Metazoa; Arthropoda; Arachnida; Ixodida; Ixodidae. The record is from RefSeq and is a predicted model, not a curated record. Gene Ontology annotation, molecular function: nucleic acid binding.
AUGUCACGGCUGCGGAAAGUCCUCCAGAGAUUGCGAGAAUAUGGUCUACGGUUGCACAAGGAAAAAUGCAAAUUUCGUCAAGGCGAGGUCACCUUUCUCGGCCAUCGUAUCGACGCUAAAGGACUGCGGCCAAAAGACGAGAACAUCAAGGCCGUUCGCGAAGCCCCAGAGCCCACUUCGGUGAGUGAGCUCAAAGCAUUUUUAGGUCUUGUGAACUAUUACGGCAACUUCUUGCCGAGCCUGGCGACCGUGCUCGCUCCGCUAUACGCCCUUCUCGCCAAAGGUGCCAAGUGGCAGUGGAAGCAGGAACACAAAGAAUCUUUUCGGAAAGUUAAGGAGGCCAUGGAGGACUCCCAGUUUUUGGCCCAUUUUGAUCCUGAUAAGCCGUUGAGGCUGGAGUGUGAUGCGUCACCAGAAGGUAUCGGAGCCGUUUUGUCUCACCGUGUCAAUGGCGUUGAUUACCCUAUUGGUUUCCGCUCCAGGAAGCUUACAAGGGCAGAAUGUAAUUACUCGCAGUUGGAAAAAGAGGCCCUGGCACUCGUGUUCGGGGUUGCCCGAUUCAAGGACUACUUGUACGGACAUGAGUUUGUCCUGGCUUCCGCGAUGCCACCUGCCCAGGUACCUGCGACAUGGCCAGCGACCGGGGAAGGUUGGAGCCGUCUGCACGCUGAUUUUGCAGGUCCGGUGGACGGACACAUGGUCUUGGUCAUCGUAGACUCGGAAACGAAAUGGAUCGAAGCGGUGCCAAUGAAGAUUGCCACGUCUGAAACCACGGUCAGAGCCCUGAGGUCAAUAUUUGCACGGUUUGGGCUUCCAAAAACGUUCGUGUCUGACAAUGGACCUCAGUUUGUGAGCGGUUUUUUUCGCGAGUUCUUGGCCCGUAACAAGGUGCAGCAACUAACAACAGCCCCCUAUCAUCCCCAAUCUAAUGGGUUAGCCGAGAGAGCGGUGCGCACGCUCAAGGAAGGACUAAAGAAAAAUCCGGGCAAGGACUUGAUAACGCGGUUGGAUCGGUUUUUGUGCAGGUACCGCCAAACACCCGGGCAGGAUGGCAAGUCACCGGCUGAACGUUUGCUGGGUUACCAGAUUAGGACGAAGAUAGACAGCAUUAAGCCGAAAGAAAAGUAUGCUGAUGGUUUGCCAGCAGAAGCUACGAGAAAAUUUAAUGCAGGAGAACCGGUGUGGAUGCGCACUUUUGGAAGAAGUCGAAGGUGGAUUCCAGGAGUAGUGCACGACCAAAAAGGUUCCAGGAUGGUCACCGUGGAUUGUGCUCAAGGACAGCACCGACGGCAUCUAGAUCAGCUAAGACGUCGAGCUGAAUCGGUGGACAGUGACCCCGGCCAGAAAAACAAGCAGGAGCCAGUCGAAGAGACUGGGGAAAAGGUGCAAGACAGUCCGGAAGAAACAGCGGCGGAAUCACCACCAACGCUCGUGCGAAGAUCGACCCGGCCACGGAAACCACCUGAACGUUAUGGCUUUUAA